Molecule: messenger RNA, 3195 nt
Organism: Rhizoctonia solani
Lineage: Eukaryota; Fungi; Basidiomycota; Agaricomycetes; Cantharellales; Ceratobasidiaceae
Product: RNA recognition motif protein
Exons: 11
Coding region: 1-3195 (1064 amino acids)
Biological process (GO): RNA splicing
Cellular component (GO): nucleus; exon-exon junction complex; cytoplasm
Molecular function (GO): mRNA binding
Source: RefSeq, a predicted model, not a curated record
AUGGUGAGGAAACGCGGGAGAGGUUUCCGGAACCCAGGAGCGGGGGGAAGAACUGACGAGCCCACAUAUGAUCGGCUGGACGUAGAACACAAGGAUGCGGGGUCUGGGUCCGCCGCGCGAUCUGUGGAGGGAUGGAUCGUUCUCGUAACCAACGUACACGAAGAGGCAUCGGAAGACGAUGUCCAGGACAAGUUUGCAGACUUUGGAGAGAUCAAAAACCUGCACCUCAAUCUCGAUCGACGGACGGGUUAUGUAAAGGGAUACGCACUCGUUGAAUACGAAACAUUCCGAGAAGCAAAAAAUGCCAUCGACAAACUUAAUGGUGCCAAGUUACUUGACCAAGAAAUCCAAUGUGACUUUGCGUUUGACAGAGCACUAUUGCUCCUUGCUACUAUGCCCAGCACAUCGUUAAGGACAACUUCUGAUGCGAGCCGCCAGAAACCCAAGAAUAAGGGCAAGGUGGUACCACAGGUUACCAGUGGUAAACAGCCUCAGGGCGCUGCAUUUGGCGAAGGUGUAUCAUUCAACGACUCUACUGCUGUGGUAAGACAGCCAUCGCCUAUAUCAGCCACACCGAAGAAGAGUAAAGCCAAAAACAAGGCCAAGAAGAAAGAAAAGAAACCUCACAAGACCUCGAUCUUCGACCGACUGGUCCAAUUAAUUCUGCUUGGAUAUCUCUUGUUUACAGUCCAACAGUGCCAUAACGAUGUCGACCUCAAAUCGCCAGUGUGCAAGGCCGUCCAACAGCGUAUCCUACAGCCGCUGGUAUACCAGCCAUACAACUUUGUUGUCACCCACCCCUCUGUAGCCCCCGUACUCGAAGCAUCAAAGCCUUACCGUACUCAAGCGGUCAAGGCAUCACAGCCGUUGGUUCAGGCAGCUCAGAAGUUGUAUAUCGUCCGCGUCGCACCACACGUCGCGCAGCUCGAAAAACGCACGCGGCCAUACGUCAGAAACCUCAAGUUCCAUUAUGCACGAAACGUAGCUCCCGUGGUCCGAACAAUUCAGAUAUACUACACACAACUCCAAAACACCCUAGAGCCAUACAUCAACCAAGCGAUUGCCGCGUUGAUUCGUCUCUGGCUCGAAGUUCAGCCCAAACUCAUACCCUUGAUUGAGGAGAGCAAGUUUAUCCCCGAGUGGAUGCGCGAGCAUGUAUUAAUCCCGCUCAUGCGCCUGCGCGAGCAAUAUGUCGAUGCGCAUGUAUACAAGAUGCUUGAAAAGGUGGAAGAACUGGGCGAAUCGAGGGAAACCAAGAGCCUCAAGGCAGAACACCACAUUACCAAAUCACCCACGUCGAGUUUCCAGCAUCAUCAAUCUGAGCCGGCUCAUACCUCGGCAACCGAGGCCCCUACGCCCACAGCCGCACCUACGUCCGAGCCAGUUAUAGCCGAGCCAACGGCGAUCACGGCCACCCCGGCCGCUAUUAUACCUGAGGGACCUAUCAUCCCGGAUGGACCCGUCAUUCCCGAGGGGCCCAUUAUUCCUGAUGCGCCUGAGCCUGUGGCGGCCGCUACCCCCGAAACCGAUGAUGACCUCGAUGCAUGGAUUGAGUCUCUAAGGUCCGAGAAACCUGCACCUCCCACUCCAGAACCCGAGCCCCAACGCGUAGCCGAACCCACCGAGGAAGAGCUCGCCGAACAGAAACGCCUCAAGGCCAAGGCGACCGCCGAGAAACGAGCAGAAAUCGAGUCGAGGCAUGCCAAAUUCGAAGAGGACCUCCGUUCCCUUGGGCAAUCGGCUGUUGAAGACUUGGAGAUUUUCCUAUCGGCCGUACGGAGCGUCGCUGCUGGCGACUUGAAUCGACGCGCGAAAGACCAUAUCGGCACCCUCAAUAAGGAGGCAGAAAAGGGACUCAAGGGCAUCGAUGCGUACCUGCAAAAGCUCAAGCACACGGCGGAAGGCGGUGCGAUCAAGAUCGCCAUGUUCGACGACGUAGUUCAAAAGGUCGAGAAGAAAUUCUUGGAAACCGCACAAAAUGUGUCGAACAUCGUCUCAGGAUGGUGGUCUGAGAUGCACGAGGAGGAGCAGAAGGAGGCGAACACUGCUGCGGGUGCUAUCAAGGCGCUUGCUUCCGAGGCCCAAUCGAGUCUCGGUAUGGACUAUGCGUGGUUGGAUGAUGUUACUGUUCAGGAUUGGAGCCGCUACCAUGCCCUUAUCGAUACCUCCGAUGCGUUUGCUAAAGAACUCCAAUCUCUCGUUGACAACACUCACCCCCAGUCCGAACCCAAUCCGCUCGAAACGGGACUGGAAGAAUUACAAGAAAGGCUAAACGGUAUUGUUGACGACUUCCAGUCCAAACUCAAACUCGCGCACCACAAUGGCCUCCAUUCUUUCGGAAGCGUCAAUCCUGAUAUUCCCGAGUCUAGUGGUUCAUCGCUCUUCCCAGGCGCCCAAGCCCAUGCAGACGGUGCCAGCAUUCUCGAACGCGGUAAAGAGGAAGUCGAGGCUGCUAUUAAGCUCGCCGAAAACAAGGCAGGAUCUGCAGCCGAGAACGUACAGGCCAUCUUUAGCGAUGCUAGCUCGUCAGUUCAUCAGGCUACACGAUCGGUGAUUAAAGCAGCUGGAGGGACACCUACUCCAGAGACACCCAAAGAAUACGCCGAGAGCAUUGUUGCUCAGGUUUCUUCAACUGUUGUCGCUGCCGCUACUGGCGUUUCGUCUAUUCUGGACGAUGCUGCUGCCGCUGCUUCAGCGAGCGGUGCUUCCGUUGCUGCAGCUGCAUCGAGCGCGUAUAAUGAUGCUUUGCGUUCGGCCUCGAGCGCCUUUGACGAAGCAACCCGCUCGGCCUCGAGUGCGUGUAACGAAGCGACUCGCACGGUUAUCAAAGCGGCGGGCGGGACCCCAUCUCCCACAAACGUCUAUGAGACAGCCGAAAUUCUAGCCGCCGGAGCACAAGCGUACUAUACCGACGCCGCCUCGCAAAUUUCCAAAGCUGCCGCAUCUAAUCUUCCAUCUUACGAUGACCUAAAAUCCCGUGCCCAGGCACUCCUAGGAGGCGAACCUGCUCCGUCCGGAUACGAAAAACUUCUCAACGACGCGCUGUCUGUUGUUGAUGAUCUACAGUCGCGUGCACACCAGGCCACCCGUGCAGCUUCGAGGGCGGUGGGUGCCACUCCUACGCCUGAGUCGGCUGGAGAGUACCUUGAGAGCGUUGCUGCCAAGGCGUCGAGUGUGGUACACGGAGAGCUUUGA